AUGGUGGGCGUCGGCCGCCCUGUGACCGGCGCCUCCGUCCAGUCCGCCCAGUCCGGCGACGAGCUGGGGGCGCUGCUCGGCACGCUGGCGCGCCAGAACGGCCGGCGGCGGCUGCGGCGCGCCGGCGACACCGACGGGCAGGGGGUUGUGCAGGCGCAGGCUGACACAGGGUUUGUGUUUUCUGACCUCGUGGGCGGCGCCGCCGCCCUGCCGUCCGCUGCGCCCGUGGCCCUUCUGGAGUCCGGCGACUCCCCCGGGCCCCCAGUCCAGGUCGCCGUCGGCCAGUCCGCUUUGGUGACAGUCCGGGUGGACUUCAAACGGACUGUGACGUCCCAGGACUGGCGCCUGGAGGGCGCCAUGUCGAUCGCGAACCCGGGCGCCGUUGUGCUUACCGCCGGACUGCCGUUCGUCGUCGCGAGCUUCGCCGACGGCUCGUCGCAGUCCGCGCCCGUGGACUGCCCGAAGACCGCGGUCGGGCGCGCGGGGAAGAUGCUGCGGCUGCCGCCGGCGCCGGCCGUCGUCCGCUGCGCGUGGAAGCUUCCCCAGCCGAUCGCGCAGCCGCAGGGCGGCCAGGUGGUCGCGUAUCUGCAGGGGGCGUCACCGGUGCCGAUGAGUCAGGUGACAAACUUCACGUUCAUGGGCGCGAAGGUCCUGGAGGAGGGCAGCUGCGCGGCGGUUUCCGCCACGUGGGAGGUCAGGGGCGGCGCCAGGGGCGCGCCCCCGCCGCAGCCCAAGGCGGCGAGCGGAGGCCGGCCGGGCAACCCGGCGCCGAGCUCGGCGGCGAGGGUCUGCGUGUCACAGAACUACAUCUGGACGCUUCAGGUGGGGCCGUUUGGCGCGCAGCAGUGCGCGGCCGGCGCCGGGUCCCUGCAGCUCGCCGGACUGGUGUCCGCGCAGCCGCUGAGUGGGUCGCAGUCCAAGGUGGCCAAGGCGGCGACGUCCCAGAUCACCCUGACCGGCUGCCCCCCGCCAGUGACGCCGUCGCCAAUCCCCUCGGUGCGGGCAGCCGGGCGGUAG
Molecule: messenger RNA, 1017 nt
Organism: Monoraphidium neglectum
Lineage: Eukaryota; Viridiplantae; Chlorophyta; Chlorophyceae; Sphaeropleales; Selenastraceae
Exons: 1
Coding region: 1-1017 (338 amino acids)
Source: RefSeq, a predicted model, not a curated record